UGGGACUGUCGGUCCCUCCUCAAAUGAGUGGCCGUGCCCUGAGCCGCCGCGGCCGGCGCCGGCAUGGUCUGGCAGCUGCUCUUGGCGCCCAGCAAGAGCCCCGGCGUGCUCUCCUUCUUCUCCCAAAGAGUGGCGGUGAGGAACCCUGGCGCAAGGCAGUUCGAGGAGAUCACGCUGUUGCGGACCGGCGGCUGCAGCGGGUCCGUGUUGUGCGAGUACCGCACGGAGCGCAUGACGGCGGUGCCGGGCUAUCACUACACCGGAACCGAGGGCGUGAUAGAGUUCGAGGACGGCGUCACCGAGCAGACUCUAGAGGUGGAGAUCCUCCCAAAGAGCGAGCACAGGGCUUCGUCCGAGUUCCUCGUGCUCCUGGAGGAGGCGCAGGGGGCCUCCCUGGCGCAAGACGCGAACGGGGCGCCGGAGUGUAACAUACUGCUGGUGGAGAUCCCGCCGGUGGGCGCCAGGCGUUCGUGCCUGCGCCUCCUGGAGCGGGUGAACAUGCGGCAGCCGCUGCAGUAG
Molecule: messenger RNA, 519 nt
Organism: Prorocentrum cordatum
Lineage: Eukaryota; Dinophyceae; Prorocentrales; Prorocentraceae
Source: the annotation of a GenBank genome assembly